CGGAAUCAUAUCUACCGCAAAAUAAACUCGCACUACACCUCCAUUGUCUCAUCUUCGGAAAAAAAACUCCCGCAUCAACCACCCAAACCUCCAAAAAAUGUCUCCCCGACACCAUCAUUCGAACAAAUGUUCCUCUACAGUCCGCAUUCCUCCUGUCAAGCUAUGGACGACGACCGAUGUCGCGGCAUUCCCCAAUGAUCAUACCAACCUCAGCAGUAUCUCUAAAUGCUGCGGUGAAACCACCAAAAUUACACUCUACAACAAGAGCUGCGCGAAGUUCUGCAACACUAGUGGAAACACGACAGAAGUUGUUGACUGUCUGCACGAUGCUGGCCUAAGCAAAGCUACUAGCUACCACAAUGACGACGGCGGAAAGAGCGCUGCCAGCUCGUUGUCGAAACCGGCUAUGGGUCUUAUCAUGAUGGUUGUGGGGAGCUUGGUCGCUGGCACUCUAUAG
This is a messenger RNA of Aspergillus steynii IBT 23096, 457 nucleotides long. RefSeq lists its product as uncharacterized. The transcript has a single exon. The record is from RefSeq and is a predicted model, not a curated record. Lineage: Eukaryota; Fungi; Ascomycota; Eurotiomycetes; Eurotiales; Aspergillaceae. The coding region runs from base 98 to 457 and encodes 119 amino acids.